AUGACAAACACAAACAGGAAUCAGAUGACCGAGAGGUUCCUGGAUCUGACCCUGGAGGUCAACUACCUGCUGACUGGAGAGGAUUACAUUGUUGUGAAGAGAUCUGACGAUCCUACAAUACAGAGAAGCAGUCCCUGUGUGUUAAGAGGAUCCUGCCAGACCCAGAGCUCCAGCACGGUGUGUUCACCUCACUCACUGAUACAUGAGGGAAACGAUGAGCAGAACAUCCUGGAACUGACCAAUCAGAUCAUCCACCUGCUGACUGGAGAGGUUUGGAAGCAUUUAAAAGGGAAAAAGGAAACUUACAAGGAAGUGAUGAUGGAGAGUCACCACCCCAUCAUCUCCUUGGAUGGUUCCAUAAACAGAAAUGAAAUCAGUGGAUUGUACACUUCAGUUUCUUCUUCGGAUUAUAUAACUAAAGAUCACAAAAUCCCAAGUAAUCGAAAAAAUAACUGCGUUACAGUCGGUACACCAAGCAGUAAAUCUUUGAGUCAUGAUACUACAGAAUCCGAGGAAGUAAAUCUCAGAUACAUUAAUACGCCCAUAGAACAUAUACAGACUGAAGAUCCAUCUACUCAUAUUAAGGAGGAACCAGACCCGUAUGAGGAAGGAAAUCUCCCAGACACAGACAUUUAUACACCCACAGAAUAUGCACAUAUAGAAUAUCCAUCGACUUAUAUCAAGGAGGAAUCGGACUCAUUUGAAGAAACAAAUGUUGCUGAAGCUGCCAUUUAUACAAUCAAUAGAGAUAUACAAAUGGACUAUACAUCAAAGUGUGAAACAGCAUCAAAUGAAAAUCAAAUUCUCAUAACCAAUAAUAUUUAUACAGGCACAGACCAUACAGAGGCAGAAUAUCUACCUAACCUUAUUAAGGAAGAAUCUUUGCCACGUGAAGCCAGCAUUCUCACCAGCACCGAGGUUUAUACACCCACAGGAGAUAAACAUAUAGACUAUACAUCAAAUAAUGAAUCCCUAUCCCACAAACAAGGAAAUCUCAGGGAAUCUGACACUUAUACACCCAGAGAAUAUACACAGACCGAGUAUCGAUCUACUCAUGUUAAGGAAGAAUCCGCUUCAUAUCAAGAUGGAAAUCUCACCACCUUAGACCUUCUUACCCCCACUCAUCACACUGAAACACAAAACAAAGGAAAUAGAAACUGCGUUGAUGGUGCUAUGGUUUCAUCUACCAAUUCAGAGCUUGUUAAACAGAAGAGUGUCAACAAAGGAAAUACUUCGACCAGUACAGAUAACAUUGGACAUGAGUGCUUUAAGCAGAAACCACAUGUUAUCACACGUAAGAGAGCGCCAAAAGAAGAGAAUACAAUUUCUUGUUCUGAAUGUGGGAAAUGUUUUGCUAAAAUGUCAUAUCUUAGGGUACAUAUGAGGUUUCACACAGGAGAAAACACAUUUACAUGUUCUGAAUGUGGGAAAUGUUUCACUGAUAUUUCAACUCUUAAGAGUCAUCAAAUGAGUCACACAGGAGACAAACCAUUUUCUUGUUUUGUGUGUGGGAAAUGUUUUGCUUACAAGUCAAAUCUUAAGACACAUCAGAGGAUUCACACAGGAGAGAAACCCUUUUCUUGUUCUGAAUGCCAAAAAUGUUUUGCUCUUAUGUCAACUCUUCAGAAACAUCAGAGGAUUCACACAGGAGAGAAACCAUUUUCUUGUUCUGAAUGUGAGAAAUGUUUUACUCAAAUUUCAUCUCUUAAGUCACAUCAGAGGAUUCACACAGGAGAGAAACCAUUUUCCUGUUUUGAAUGUGGAAAACGCUUUCCUCAAAUGUCAAAUCUGAAGACACAUAUGAAGAUUCAUUCAUCUAAGAAAACGUUUUCUUAUGCUUAAUGUGGGAAAUGUUUCAGACGGAGUUUAGAUCUUCACUCACAUAAGGUGAUUCAUACAAUAAUUCAUUCUCUUGUUUAAAACAUAGAAAAUUAUUUUUUGUAAACUUGAGACUUCAUAUAUGUCAGAUGAUUUAUACAG
Molecule: messenger RNA, 1980 nt
Organism: Pelobates fuscus (common spadefoot toad)
Lineage: Eukaryota; Metazoa; Chordata; Amphibia; Anura; Pelobatidae
Product: oocyte zinc finger protein XlCOF22-like
Exons: 4
Coding region: 1-1842 (613 amino acids)
Biological process (GO): regulation of transcription by RNA polymerase II
Molecular function (GO): DNA-binding transcription factor activity, RNA polymerase II-specific; RNA polymerase II cis-regulatory region sequence-specific DNA binding
Source: RefSeq, a predicted model, not a curated record